CCCAAAUUAUCGCCGCUCUCACCCAUCCGACAAGUGUCCUCGAAGCACAGCACCACCAAACCAAGUUCUCACCCUGCGCCUCUUUAAAUUACCCUGCACACGUCCCUGCACGAGCCUCACGACCAGCCAGGCCUAUCUUCGCCGCCCAAACCCUCCGCGCACCGCCGCGCGCACACCACAAUGUCUAACAGAUUCGGCCGCCCCUCCGCCCAAUCCGACCUCUUCUCCUCCUACAAUCGCAGCGCGUCCCCCUCCAAAGACAAAAAGAAGCCCCGCUCGCCAUACGCCGCAUCCCCCUACGGCGGCAGCCCGAGCUACGCGUUCCCCUCGUCCUCGUCCGCACCGGACGGUCCGUCCUUCGGCGCGUAUCCUGGCGCAAAUGGCAGUGGUGCAGGUGCGAGUGGGACAUACAGGAGCGCGACGCCGAAUUCGCGAGGGCAGUACAGCGCUGCGACGUUGGAUGAGUUGGAGAGCCAGAAUGAUGACCAGGCAGGGGCAUUGAUUGGGAAGGUGAAGAUGUUGAAGGAUCUGACCGAAGCCAUCGGCGUGGAGAUCCGCGACUCAACGACGCUCGCCGAGAAGAUGAAUGACCAGUUUGAGAACUCGAGAUUACGGCUACGCGGGACGAUGAAUCGGAUGUUGAGGAUGGCGGAAAAGACCGGCGUGGGGUGGAAGGUGUGGCUGGCUUUUUUUGCGGCGGUUAGUGUGUUGUUUUGGUAUGUGUGGUUGUUCUAGACACGACCUGUACAUGAGGAUACAAAAGACGAGGACUGUAUGAUGGUGAUGAUAGGGCAUGCAGGGUGGAAGGGAGACAAGUGGAUACGCUUUGAGGAGUUUGGAUUCGUGACAGCGAUUAAGCAUUGCAUGCGAGGCGUUGGGCGUUGGAAGACUGCGGGGGUUUGCAUGUGCUCGCACAUAUCAGAGACAUGGUUAUAGCAUCUUGCGGGUAAUGUGGGACGAAACCUUCGUCAUUUAUUUAAAAUGCGAU
Paraphaeosphaeria sporulosa is the source of this 988-nucleotide messenger RNA. RefSeq lists its product as uncharacterized. The record is from RefSeq and is a predicted model, not a curated record. The transcript has 3 exons. Gene Ontology annotation, biological process: endoplasmic reticulum to Golgi vesicle-mediated transport. NCBI's taxonomy places the organism in Eukaryota, Fungi, Ascomycota, Dothideomycetes, Pleosporales, Didymosphaeriaceae. Bases 181 to 735 code for a protein of 184 amino acids.